Talpa occidentalis (Iberian mole) is the source of this 4276-nucleotide messenger RNA. RefSeq names its product histone demethylase UTY-like. Gene Ontology annotation, cellular component: MLL3/4 complex. The transcript has 23 exons. Gene Ontology annotation, biological process: regulation of gene expression; heart development. Bases 138 to 3386 code for a protein of 1082 amino acids. Gene Ontology annotation, molecular function: histone H3K27me2/H3K27me3 demethylase activity; protein binding; chromatin DNA binding. The record is from RefSeq and is a predicted model, not a curated record. NCBI's taxonomy places the organism in Eukaryota, Metazoa, Chordata, Mammalia, Eulipotyphla, Talpidae.
CUGCCUUUUUAUAUGGCCUGGGUUUGGUAUACUUCUACUACAAUGCAUUUCACUGGGCAAUUAAAGCAUUUCAAGAAGUGCUUUAUGUUGAUCCCAGCUUUUGUCGAGCCAAGGAAAUUCAUUUACGACUUGGGCUUAUGUUCAAAGUGAACACAGACUAUGAAUCUAGUUUAAAGCAUUUCCAGUUAGCUCUGGUUGACUGUAAUCCCUGUACUUUAUCCAAUGUUGAAAUUAAAUUUCAUAUUGCCCACUUGUAUGAAACCCAGAGGAAGUAUCAUACUGCAAAAGAAGCCUAUGAACAACUUUUACAGACAGAAAUUCUACCUGCACAAGUAAAAGCUAUUGUCUUACAACAGUUAGGAUGGAUGCAUCAUAAUAUGGAUCUACUCGGAGACCUAACUACCAAGGAAAGCUAUGCUAUUCAGUAUCUUCAAAAGUCUUUGGAGGCAGAUCCUAAUUCUGGCCAGUCUUGGUAUUUCCUUGGGAGGUGCUAUUCAAGUAUUGGGAAAGUUCAGGAUGCCUUUAUAUCAUACAGGCAAUCUAUUGAUAAGUCAGAAUCAAGUGCAGACACAUGGUGUUCAAUAGGUGUGCUAUAUCAGCAGCAAAAUCAACCUAUGGAUGCUUUACAAGCUUAUAUUUGUGCAGUGCAGUUGGACCAUGGACAUGCAGCAGCUUGGAUGGACCUGGGCACUCUCUAUGAAUCGUGUAACCAACCUCAGGAUGCCAUUAAAUGCUACUUAAAUGCAUCUAGAAGCAAAAAUUGUAGUAAUACCUCUAUUCUAACAGGAAGAAUUAAGUUUUUACAGGCUCAGUUGUGUACCCUUCCACAAGGUAGUCUACAGAAUAAAAAUAAAUUACUUCCUAGUAUUGAGGAGGCAUGGAGCCUACCAAUACCCGCAGAGCUUACCUCCAGGCAGGGUGCCAUGAACACAGCACAGCAGGCUCAUAAAAAUCAUCAUCCAAAAACUGAAUCUGUGUUAGGCCUCAGUCAAACACCAAUUUCACAGCAGCCCUUGCCAUUACACAUGAUUAUUUCUAGUCAAGUAGAUAGCCUGUCCAGUCCUGCCAAAAGGAAAAGAACAUCUAGUCCAACAAAGAAAGAUACAUCAUACAGGGCCUCCCCGGUGGCGCAGUGGGUUGAGCCCCGCACUGUGAAGCUGUCUGCAGCCUUUGCAACACAGCUUUUGGAACAGCUACGUGGAAAUAGAGAUAAUUUAAAUCCAGCUCAGAAAUUGAUGCUAGAACAGUUGGAAAGUCAGUUUGUCUUGAUGCAUCAGCAGAACACACUCAGUCUACCUCAUAACUGCGUAAACCUGACCAGCAUCACAGAAGAGCCAUGGAGAAAACAUCUAUCUAACUCCACUCAGGGGCUUCACAAAGGUCAAAGUUCAUUAGGACUUAAUGCUGAUCAAUCUCCAUUUUCCACUGGACCUGCACACCAUCUCCAGACAGCUAGCACUGGCAUCCAGAAACCAACUGGGCAUCGAACUCUGCCUAGCAAUUCAGUAACACAGGGAGCUGAUCUCAAUCACCUCUCCCCUCAUAUUGCUACCUCAGGUGGACAACAAGGCACUAAAUUUACCAAAGAAAGUGAACCUUCAGGAAAUAGUUCUUUGGUGCCUGAAACAAGCAGGCAUGCUGGAGACCCACCUAAUGGCUGUGCUGUUAUCCAAGGACUUUGUAAUCAUGUUCAGCAACUGACAGCAGAACCUGUUUGUAGUCCUAACCAUGAAGAUUCUAAAUCACCAAAAGUACCAAUUUCAGACAAUCCUCAUGCCUUGUUGAUUGAAAAAGCCAAUGACAGUGUGGGUACUGGAGCUUGUGACAAAAUCAAUAAUAUUCAUCCAGCUAGUCAUGCAAAGAAUAGUAUUUCUGUUGCCUCUUCACCGUCUUCAGUCAUUUCUAUAGCAACACCUUCACCAAAAUCCAUUGAGCAGACACAUAUACACAGUGUUACCAGCCUUAACAGUUCUCAGAGUAAUGGAAUUCUCACAAUUAAUGGAGAAGUGCUGGAGAAUUCGGAGAACUAUAAAAAAACUAAUCCACCUAUAAUUAGCCAUAAACCUUGUCCUCAGACGAUACCAUCAAUGUCUGUGUCCAUUUAUUCAAGUUCCACAGAAGUUCUGAAGACAUGCAGGAAUCUAGGUAAAAAUGGCUUGUCUACUAGUAAUUGCAUUCUGUUGGAUAAAUGUCCACCUCCAAGACCUCCAACUUCACCAUACCCUCCCUUACCAAAGGACAAGUUGAAUCCACCCACACCUAGUAUUUAUUUGGAAAAUAAGCGUGAUGCUUUCUUUCCUCCAUUGCAUCAAUUUUGUACAAAUCCUAAAAACCCUGUUACUGUAAUUCGUGGCCUUGCUGGAGCUCUCAAAUUAGAUCUUGGACUGUUCUCUACCAAAACUUUGGUAGAAGCUAACAAUGAACAUAUGGUAGAAGUGAGGACGCAGUUAUUGCAACCAGCAGAUGAAAAUUGGGAUCCCACUGGAACAAAGAAGAUCUGGCGUUGUGAAAAUAAUAGAUCUCAUACUACUAUUGCUAAGUAUGCACAGUAUCAAGCCUCCUCCUUCCAAGAAUCAUUGAGAGUAAGUGUUUCUUUGAGAUUAAUUUGCUCAAGACACCAGGAAAAUAACAACUUCUGUUCUGUUAACAUAAAUAUUGGUCCCGGUGAUUGUGAAUGGUUUGUUGUUCCUGAAGAUUACUGGGGUGUUCUCAAUGACUUCUGUGAAAAAAAUAAUUUAAAUUUCCUGAUGAGUUCUUGGUGGCCCAACCUUGAAGAUCUUUAUGAAGCAAAUGUUCCUGUGUAUAGAUUUAUUCAAAGACCUGGAGAUUUGGUCUGGAUAAAUGCAGGCACUGUGCAUUGGGUUCAGGCUGUUGGCUGGUGCAACAAUAUUGCUUGGAAUGUUGGUCCACUUACAGCCUGCCAGUAUAGAUUGGCUGUAGAACGGUAUGAAUGGAAUAAAUUACAAAGUGUGAAAUCAGUGGUACCCAUGGUUCAUCUUUCCUGGAAUAUGGCACGAAAUAUCAAAAUCUCAGAUCCCAAGCUCUUUGAAAUGAUUAAGUAUUGUCUUCUGAAAAUUCUAAAGCAGUGUCAGACUUUGAAGGAUGCUCUUAUCACAGCAGGUAAAGAUGUUAUAUGGCAUGGGAGGACAAAUGAAGAACCAGCACAUUACUGUAGCAUAUGUGAGGUGGAGGUUUUUAAUCUGCUCUUUGUCACUAAUGAAAGCAAUUCUCAAAAGACCUACAUAGUACAUUGUCAAGACUGUGCACGAAAAACAAGUGGAAGUCUGGACAAUUUUGUGGUGCUAGAACAGUACAAAAUGGAGGAUCUACUGCAAGUCUAUGACCAGUUUACAUUAGCCCCACCAUUGUCAUCCUCCUCUUCUUGAUACUGUUCCAUGAAUAUUUAAUGACACCUUUUCCUCUCUUCAGUAAAGUUUCUGCAUUCCUGAUUUUUUAGCUAUUUUAUAAUAAUGUCAAUUAAAAUUAUGUCUAUGCAACCUUCUAAGAACUGAGUGUCGGCCUACUGGACUUAAGGAAGCACUGCCUCUACUCUAAAGCUCAAAGUAUAAUCAGUAAUUAUCACCGGAUUUGUGAUAUGUGACAAAAAUGAUGUUAAUUGACUUCAGUUUUAAAAAAACAGCCUAUUUUUAUGUUUAUUUCUGGGUUAAUAAAGUAGUUUUCAUUAUACUUUACACUUUCAGAAUUUUCCUGGGGAAAAAAUACUAUCUAGUCAUUACUUUGAAAUAACUUAAACUUUUAAAUCUUUGAUCAACUUUUUAAUGUGAAAAGUGAGGUGAUUUUUUUGUUUAACUGCUUUAUGUUUUUCUGUAUUAUUUUGAGGCCUGGGUGAUUUUUACAUUUUGGUUCUAAAAUUAAAUUUUUUUUUUUUUUUAAUGGCCAAGAACACAAAGAUAAUAGAUUGCACAUAGACUAAGGAAUAAAUUUCAGAUUUGUGAUUUUUUUUUUGUUUCUAAUCUUGAUACAGAUUUUCACUAUUUAUGAAUAUAUAUUUAUUGCUUGAAAAUAUUUGUGAAUGGAAUGUGGUUAUUUUUUUCAAGAUUUACCUGCCAUGAAAUAUUAAGGAGUUCUGUAAUUUUGAACACUACUCCUUUUACAUUUUCUAUGUGUAAAUAAAACUGCUAGCAUUGUACAGAAACUUUUAUGAAAAUUGUUUAAUGUUUAAAGGGUUUUCCACUGCGUUUUAAAGACUCUGUAAAUACUCAGCUGUAUUUCAUUUUCAAAUCUGAUUGUAUCUAUUUUAUAUAUACAUAUAUAU